GUCCUCAAUAAGCGCCCUAUUUUACGGGCCGUCUCCCGUUCUCUAGCAGUCCGCUGAGAGGAGAGUAGCAGGUAGGGCGCUAACUGGUAGGUUGUUUGUGAUGGGGGAAAUUGGCAGCUCACAGAUCUCAACCUUGCAGGUUUUGCAGGCCGAGCAGAGUCCCUUCGGACGUCGUUGGGGAGGGUUUAGCUCCUCAGCCUUUCCAGGUGGCGCACAAACUGCUGUUUUGGCGUAUUCAGAGUAAUCACGUACGGGAAGCAGGAAGGCGCAGAAUACCACAAACAUCUUUGCACCAAUAGAAAGAUCCCACAGAAGAAAAUGUUCCACUUGACUGGCCAAUCACAUUGAACACUUUGUCUUCAAAGGCAUCACAUCUUUGGGUAAAAUCAGUCUGUCUGUUAACUUUCGGUCAUCAUCACUCAUGGACGGGCUGCACACUUUUCUAGUCGCUCUCUUAGGAGUUGCAUCCUGCAGUCAUGAUUGGAUCUCUGGAUCAGUGACAGUCAGACCAGGAGACAACAUCACGCUCUACUGUGAUUGUAAACUAUCAACUGGAGUAUCCAUAGUGUGGUACAGGAACUGCUCUCAUGAGAACCAGCCUCCUCUCGUCCUUAAAGUCAAAUCAUCAUACAAUCUGGACAGUGACACUAAAGAUUAUCUGAAAGUUCUUCAUCAUUUUCAAUUUGUGAGAAACUCUUCUUCUCAUUCUUAUGACCUGCUGAUCAUGAACAUCACUGAUUCUGAUGAGGGAAUCUACUACUGUGGAACUGAACAGAGUAAAGUGGAGGAUAAAGAAUGCAUUGGCCCCACAACUCUUUACAGAAACGGAAACGUCACAACAAGGAUCUCAAUCAGUCCAGACUGCAGUGAUUCUCCGCUCCAGACUCCAGAAUGUCUCUGUCCUCUGUGUUGGACUCUGCUGGUCUCUCUGUGUCCAGCUAUUGCUGUCCUCUCCUCCGUCUUCUCCUCUCUUCUAGUUUAUCAUCUGUGUCAGAAAAAAGCUCCACAACCUGAUCAGCAAACACCUCAAAGAAGACAGCAUGGGGAUGAAGAUGUGUGCUAUGCUGCACUGGAAAUCCAACAGACAUCACACAGACCAAAGAAGAAGAAAAUCCAGAGUUCUGACUUCAGCACCUAUUCUGCCAUCAAUACUUCGAGGAUGUAGAGUGUAAAAAAGAAAAAUAACAACCACGACUCUACAACAUCUAAUGAUGGGAUCACAGCACCUAUAACACCGACCAGCAAAGGCCUUCAACUUAAGCAGAACAUGUCUCCAUUGACAAAACAAGGACAAUAAAAUUGAGACGCCCGGCCGUCAGUCCUGUCAGAACAACACUGCAUCUAAACUGAAUUCAGGAGAAGAUAUUUACACCCAAUGAAUUUCAUCUUUGCUGGUUAGUUUGCUAUUUAGAUUUAAGUUCCAAAUUGAUCAGAUGGGCACAUUAACAUACAGACAGAAAACCUCUUAGUUGUUGUUGUUGAUCACAAUCCAGCUUCAAGUUCACAUUUUCAAUGGAUAUCAACAUUUCAUGACGGUGAUGAUUGUGUUUCCAUCAAGAGACACGAAAUCUGUUUUCAGAUCAUUUUCAGUUUUUAUAUCUAGUUUGCCAUCAGCCCCACACAUGCCUUUAACGGCAUGGUGAGAUACAAUGACUGAGUAGCUUAAUAACAGGAAACCCACAGUGACAAACAGCUCGUCAUUCGGCCGCAGAGCUCAACAGACUGAAGCUGUGGACCAGUGACUGCUGAAGUGUAAUCCGUGGAAAUAUAUAAAGUUUUUUAAAUUGU
Messenger RNA from Gasterosteus aculeatus aculeatus (three-spined stickleback), 1788 nucleotides. NCBI's taxonomy places the organism in Eukaryota, Metazoa, Chordata, Actinopteri, Perciformes, Gasterosteidae. The record is from RefSeq and is a predicted model, not a curated record.